AUGGCGCCUUCGAACGCGGAGAAAAAGGGUGGUCUGACACUGGAAAAGCUGGCAUCGUACGACGAUAUCAUCACGGAUGCGCUGGUUGACAAGGUGUACUACUGGACCAUCAUUCGCAAGAACCGUGGUGGACGCUCCACGGCAUCUCGAGGCCUGCACGAGGAAGACAUUGCCGACAUCAUCCGCGAAUAUGCAAUAUGGGAGAAAGAGCCUGCCGAGGCGGUUCAGAAGCUACUGCAAUUGCCGGGGCUGCGCAAAUUCAUGGCUAGCCUAAAGGAGGAGAGAGACCAAGAGCAAUUCAAGCGGCACCUUCGGAGAUACGUCAACAUAUACAUGCCAGACUGUCCAUUUGAGGUCACGACGACGAACCGCUAUACGAUUACGGACCACGAAGCAUCCAUCACUGCGCGGCGCGACAUCAACCCGCGCGAGGAGAUCAAGUAUCUGACUGGAGUUCAGGUGGCUAUGACUGAGGAGCAGGAAAAGACACUGGAACUCGCACGCAAAGAUUUCAGUCUUGUCAUUUCGAGCAGGAAGAAGACGCGCUCGCUAUUUCUCGGGCCUGCGCGCUUCGCCAACCACGACUGUGAUGCGAAUGCAAAGCUUUCAACAAAAGGCUACGAUGGAAUGCAGAUCGUUGCAGUAAAGCCUAUCAAUGAAGGAGACGAGAUCACGGUAUCCUACGGUGACGAUUAUUUCGGCGAUGAUAAUGAAGAGUGUCUCUGUCACACAUGCGAAGAUAGACAGCAGAAUGGUUGGGCGCCCAUGAAGCGAGUAGAAGAUACCGACGACGACGAUGAGGAGGAAGAGGACGACUCCGACACGAUUCACAUUAUAACAGAACAAAGUAAUUCCAAGGACGCACGAUCAUCGAGAAAGCGACAACGAGACGUCUCGGCAGAAGAAGAUGCCUCGCGCGUCGCGACGCCUUCUUCCAAGCGGGUCAAAAUUGAGCAAAAGACCUCCCCAAUUAGACGACGUAUUUCGAACCUUUUGCACAAAGCGACUCUGAAGAAGGCGCAUAGCACAUCCUCCCUUCGACAAGAAGUCCCAGUAUCUAGCAUUGAGGAUCCAUCCACCAAUAUCGCCACAUCAGAGCAGCUAUCUCGCGAGCUCCGCAAUCAGCAGCGGGAUGGCCAUCUCAUAGUGAACCUGAACGAAACCAGCUCAUCACGGGAGACUACUCCCCAGUCGCCGCUGACGGCAGCGUCACCAAAGUCCUCACAAUCUACAGAUGCCACAUCUAUCGAUGAAGAUUAUUGCAUACCCAACGUUGCGAAGAUCAAGGUCGAUCCCGAAACUCUUCACAAUAAAAAGCCUACUUUAGGAGUGGCCACAGUGAAGGAAGAAGUGACGACGACUACGGUAAACGCCCCGUGGCCCUCCCCACCAGCCGAAGACGACUACAUGUCCGAACUCAGCGAACUUUCUGAGAGCUACGAAUUUGACAGUGAGAACGAACAGAUCGUCAAGCGCAAGCCCCGCCCAACACUCCGUACAACACGUUCAAAAUCAAAGUUUGAAAUACACAAUCGCAUCGGUACGCCCCUCCCUACCGACGUUGAAGACGCAGAAUAUGUCGCGAACAAGCGGAAGCCAGGUGACUAUAUGACGAGCACCUCGCUCCUGAGCGCAAAAUACAGCAAGUGGGUCGAAUGCCAGACAUGUGAAGUCGAAUUUGUGCAACAGGACGGCUACAACACACGCAAAGAUUGUCCGCGAUGCGAACGGCACUCGAAGCUGUACGGCUUCCCGUGGCCCAAGACCGAAAGAGAGGGCAAACACGAUAAAGAAAAGCGCAUCCUCGAUCACCGAACAGUCCAUCGCUUCGUAGACCCGGAUGAGGAGCGCCAAUUGAAGCGCGAUAAGACGAAGAAGGUUAUGAAACAACAUAUCCGGGAACGCUUCUCGACGCCUCGCAGCGUCAGGGAUAGCAUGAGUGCGAGUGUCGAGGUCGAUAGUGGACGGCGCACCCGCAGGACUCGAAAGACGAUGUAG
This is a messenger RNA of Cucurbitaria berberidis CBS 394.84, 1998 nucleotides long. RefSeq names its product histone-lysine N-methyltransferase SET9. The coding region runs from base 1 to 1998 and encodes 665 amino acids. The transcript is spliced from 2 exons. Gene Ontology annotation, molecular function: protein binding; histone H4K20 methyltransferase activity. NCBI's taxonomy places the organism in Eukaryota, Fungi, Ascomycota, Dothideomycetes, Pleosporales, Cucurbitariaceae. The record is from RefSeq and is a predicted model, not a curated record. Gene Ontology annotation, cellular component: nucleus.